Cutaneotrichosporon oleaginosum is the source of this 1156-nucleotide messenger RNA. RefSeq lists its product as uncharacterized. The record is from RefSeq and is a predicted model, not a curated record. Lineage: Eukaryota; Fungi; Basidiomycota; Tremellomycetes; Trichosporonales; Trichosporonaceae.
GCCACCCCCCGGUCACCCCACCAAACUACUUUAUCCCUCCUCGCUUCUCCUCGCUCUCUCUCGCUCUCUCUCGCUCUCUCUCUCUCUCUCUCUCUCUCUCUCGUCUCCACCUCACCCCGAAACCCCUCGCAGCUGCUCGCAACCAUGGCCAUCCUCGACGGCAUCGGCUACAAGGUCCUCAACAUUGUCGUGUUUGCACUCACCUUUGGGUCAAACCUCUACAAUGUCAUCGGUCCCCACCACUCUUACAGUGGACCUCAUGACACCUACGUCACGCCCUCGGCGUACGCUUUCUGGAUCUGGACGCUCAUCCACUUCCUCCUCUUCUGCAUGAUCAUCUACCAGUUCACCGAGCGCGGCAAGGCCAUCGUCGUCGACCGCAUCCAGUACCGCUUCGCUCUCCUUGGUCUCCUCAACACCGCCUUCAUCUGGCUCACUCUCCGCGGAUGGUACAUCACUGCGUUCAUUGCCGCUCUUCUCGUCGCCGGCGCUGUGUCGCAGAUCUACUUUAUCAUUAACGCCGACUCGGGCGAGUGCAGCCUGCCUACGGAGCUCUUCGUCCACCUUCCAUUCAGCCUCUACCACGGCUGGACCGUGGUCCUGACCGUCCUUGCGCUGUUCCAGGCCUUUGGUGUCGACGCCGACACCCACAAGGCCGGCAUCUGGACCAAGAUCUUCGUCUUCCUCUCCUUCCUCUUCCUCGAGUCCACUGCCGCCGGUUACGCCUUUGCCACUGCCUCGGGUGACCCGGCCGGCGCCGCUGUCAUCUCGUGGGCACUCUUCUCCAUCUACAUGCACCAGUCGGUCCCCUUCAUCAAGUGGUCGGCCUUUGCCUUCUUCAUCCUCUCCCUUUUCGCCGUCAUCAAGGCCGUCUACUCGUCCUUCCGUACCGGCCGCUCCAUCCUGCACGACGAGGAGCGUGCGCCCCUCAUCUCGGGCGGUGCCGCCUAAGAACAACACCCUCUUCUGGCCACUUGUUUGGCCUGUCUGGCCUCGCCAGACUUACGAAGGUAUGAGCGUGACGACCCUAAUCCGUUCCCGACUCGAAUAUACCACUUUGAAGCAACGAAGAAUCUGAAGAAGCAAGAGUUCAUAGCCACGAAUGUCGAUGUGAUCACUUCUGUAACCGUGAGCUGCGGCGGGAACCCUCGACGCG